Messenger RNA from Micropterus salmoides (largemouth bass), 1625 nucleotides. RefSeq lists its product as uncharacterized. The record is from RefSeq and is a predicted model, not a curated record. Gene Ontology annotation, biological process: regulation of glycogen biosynthetic process. Bases 744 to 1625 code for a protein of 293 amino acids. NCBI's taxonomy places the organism in Eukaryota, Metazoa, Chordata, Actinopteri, Centrarchiformes, Centrarchidae. Gene Ontology annotation, molecular function: protein phosphatase 1 binding; glycogen binding. Gene Ontology annotation, cellular component: protein phosphatase type 1 complex. The transcript is spliced from 3 exons.
CAGUAACUCUGGGACUUUGAUGUGUCUUACGUUUCUUGUAACUCAAUAUUCACACAUACUUGGAUUCAUUCUUGAAUAGCUUCCUCUGUCAGAUGACUAGCAUGCUGGGAGAUGUUUGUAAUCUGUCCCUCCUCAGCGUCAAACAUACGGAUGGACUGCGGGACUGCGAUCCCUUCAGGAAAAGGGCCAGCUUGCAGAGGUCUUGGAUCCGGGCCCAGGGCUCAGUGGGAUCUGUGUCAAUUGACAGGUCUGAGAAUAGAGCUUGGGAUGACUGGAAUAGUUUCCACAAUGCAGAGUACAGUUACAUGCGGUGUACCUGUAUGUACUUCAAUGCCAUGACACUGGACGCAGAUCUAAGUUGACAGCACAGAGAUGUGAUUUUACAUAAAUCUUCACAGCUGACAUGCUGGUGUAAUAACACUUAUUUUGUCUUGACAGUCAAAUAUGUAUUUGAGUUGAGCAGAAGUAGCACCUAAGUUUAAAUGUAAAGACUGUUACUGUACAAUUAUGUGAAAUAAGUUUUAUUGGCAUAUCCACAAGGCUGAUUGGUCAGGAGAGCAGAGAGGGUGGAGUAUACAACAUGACAUCUUAACUGAGGUAGUAUAAAUAGGAUCCUGUGCCACAUCCUCCUGCGGGCAAAGGGAUGACUGAGAGUAAAGACAACGACUUGCUGCUUGUGGAAGUUUAACUCCAACCAAACAUUGAGGGCACUAUUCCUCAACACUCAAAGGCAGACUACCAGUAUGGAGAUGGCCAGUACAACUGUCCUGCCACUGGUUGGCCUCAGGUCAACGGCCCAGUCAGCAGGACUCGCGGAGAUUGCUGUUAGGCUGUGCUUGAACCAAAGUAAACAACUGUGUCCUCAUGUUUGGGUUCCCAUCCUGAAGCCCCAGCGCCCUUGCAUCCGUCCUCCAGUUUCAGAUCAGCUAUCCGCUGACAUUUUGAGCCAAGCCUUUCUGACCCACCCUCUCCCAUCUUUCUUGGAUGACUUGGAUGAUGAGGUUUCUCUCCCAGUCAAGAACAAACACGUGGUUUUCGCUGACUCGCAGGGGUUGUCUCUAACAGCAGUGCGAGUGUUUUCCGAUGAAGAGGAGCAGUCUGACCUCGACCUACUGCCGUCGCUGCAGGGUUUGGGAAGCAUGACAGAGGAUGGCUACAGCUGCACUGUCAGCACCUGCUGCCCAGGAACGCGGUUAAAACUGGGCUUCCCGCAGCCCUCUGCAGAUUUCCAGGCCUUUCGUGCCAAGCUGUCACAGAGCAUGGUUAUCCUAGAGAACUGCAGUGUCACUGAACAGGCCCUCCAAGGUACCGUCCGAGUCAAGAACAUCAGUUUCCAGAAGGAAGUGCGUGUACGCAUCACCUUUGACUCGUGGCAGAGCUACAGAGAUGUGCCCUGUCUAUACCUGCAGAAACGCUUCGGUGGGCCUCAGACAGACAUCUUUGAAUUUGACAUAACCAUUCCUAAAGUGUUAGAUGCAAAAAGGAAGAUAGAAUUCUGUUUAAGUUAUUUACCAGGAGGGCAGAGCGAGCCUUUUUGGGACAAUAACAACGGAAAGAAUUACAGCAUUACUGUGUGUGUGAGCUCACAUAUCUGUUGCGGGAAGAAGGAUUUUUGUCAUACAUAA